UGUAACGUUAUCAUCUAGAAGAAAAUACUAAUAAGAAUAGAGAAGUUUCCCUUUCAUUAUUCUCUCUCUCUACUUAGCUCUGCUCUGAACAAUGGUGGUUCCUCCUCCACAACCCUCUCUGUUUCAACUGACAUUUCUUACCGGAGACAAACCAAUUCUGCAGACGCUUGAUGAUGAGUUCAUAAGUAGUCACAUGAAAGUUUUGCUAAUAUCAGACGCCUCGGACAAAAUAUGGGAAGUGAAACUGGACGGCAACAGGCUCGCCGGCGGCUGGGAAGAGUUCGCCGCCGUUAAUAAUUUCAGCGACGGAAACGUCUUGGUUUUUAGACACAAUGGAGAAGAGAUCUUUCAUGUGGCUGUUUCCAGUGAAUCUGAUGAUGAUGAGUCCGAUGAUACUGACGACAGUGAAUCUGAUGAUUCCGAAGAUAAUGAUGAAGGUGACAGUAGUUUGGUGAACAAGGAAGUAGAUUCUUCAUCAGACUGUUUCCUCAGAGCUCGUGUCACUCCUUAUAGCCUCACCAAAGAUCGUCUUGAUCUUUCUAAAGAUUUUAAGUUUAUGUUGUUUGAUGAGCACAAGAAACAGUUUGAGAUACACUUAGUUAAUGAGAAAGGAAGAAAAUGGACACUGAGGCUUUCAAGAAACAUAUCAAGUGGUGCGUUUUACAUCACAAGAGGCUGGUCUAACUUUUGCGCAGCUAAUGGGUUAAUCCGAGGUGACUUCUGUUACUUCAAACUUUCCGAAAGUGGGGAAAGGCCUGUGCUUUUGUUGUGUUCACACGAGUCUGGCAAUGGCCAUGAAGACAAAGAAGAAGAAGAAUGCCCUGAAGCAGAUACAUUGAAGAUAUGUUCUGUAGGAGGCUGCAGCAACGAGAAGAACACUCCUUCCCGCUUUCUGACACGAAAGUUUACACCAAGCCGUUUCAAGACCGGGCAACUAUAUAUUUCAAUGCUUUCAUCGGGUGUCUUGCGUGAGAGUGGCAUUAAGAAGUCUGGGGAGAUAACUCUGCUGGACAAUGAUGGAAGAAAGUGGCCAUCUUAUCUACACAAGACAGGACAACCCGGAGGUGAAUGGUGUUACAUAAGAAAAGGUUGGAGAGAGAUGUGCGAAGCGAAUGGUGUCGAAGUGAAUGACUCAUUCGUGUUGGAGUUGAUAUGUGAAGAUGCAAACCCUAUCUUUAAGUUCCACUCUAAGAUUAAAAACAAGGGAAAAGGAAACAUAGUAACUAGUAAGAAGAGAGCUCUACAUGCAAGGACUGUGGAAAGGACUCCAGGAGUAGAAAUAGAUGGAGAGAGGGGAAGCAAGAGAGGAUGCACUAGGGUUUCAAACAGAUCCAACACUUACUUGAAGGGCAAGCAACCAGAAUCUUGCUCAGUCUCUGAUCAAGUGGCUAACGUGAGACAAAGCGUUCUAGAUACUCUGAACACCAUCAGACAUUUCAAAGCGGAGCUCAAGACAAGGGAGAGGAAUCUGGAAGCUUCACUACUUGAACUUGACGGCUUAGGUGAGAAGAUAUUGGGAAUCAGCAAAAUUCUCAACAAUAAUCUGGCUUAAAGUAUAAUUAAAUAGCAGGGGGAAAAGGAUCAAAAGACUAUCUGCAUGCACUUUUUGUAUCAUGGUUUUCACAAGAACGGCUUCUUCCUCAAAACUCCACGUUAAGUUUCCUUUUCAGUAUUUAAGACUUUUAAGUUCUAGAGACUGCCUAUUAUCUUGGUGCCUUUGUUCGGUUCCAUGGCUCACCAAUGUUUGUAUAUUUGAAGGUCUUGUGACUUGCGUUUAUGCUUUGUUAUAUAGCUAAGA
Molecule: messenger RNA, 1798 nt
Organism: Brassica oleracea var. oleracea
Lineage: Eukaryota; Viridiplantae; Streptophyta; Magnoliopsida; Brassicales; Brassicaceae
Product: B3 domain-containing protein REM1
Exons: 7
Coding region: 92-1552 (486 amino acids)
Molecular function (GO): DNA binding
Source: RefSeq, a predicted model, not a curated record